AUGAAACUGCCCCAGGGGGCCAAGUACUCUGUGUUCUAUGCGCAGCACCCAGAGAAGAAGGAGCAGUUGUCGUCAUGGCAGGAGAUCAAGCAGACCCCUGUCAUCAUGGCCAUGCUCAAAGGUCCAGGGCCCGCCAAGUACCUGCGGCCAUCCUGCACGGGCUACAUAGAGCACGACAGCUCCGUGUUCCAGGAGCCGGCUUACACCCUGCACACCCGGCACUCGGAGAAGCGGAUCACCGACGUAUGCAGCCCUGGGCCUUGCUACUUCUUGGAUCCCAAAAUAACCCGGUUUGGAAUGUCCAGCUGCCCACAGGUCCCCAAUGAGGAGCGUGUUGCCAACCAGCGCCUGAGCCCCACCCUGGCCCCGUGCCACUACUGCUUUGAGAAGAUCCCCCCACCUUUGGAACGCAAGGCUCCCCGGCACACUUUCGGCUACCGAUGCCCAUACAGAGUGAUGGACCCCAACCCGGCCCCCAACCAGUACCAGCUGCCAUCCUUGCUGGGGCCCAACAACCCCGUCAGCCGAGCUGCCCCCUGCUAUAGUCUGGCCUCCCCGGACAAGUACUGGUUCUAUAAGGAGGAUGUGGCAGGAGGCCCCGGACCUGCCAUGCACGCCCGGCCUGAGCCGUCCGUCUACCAGAACCGCAGUCCCGUCUACAGCAUGGCCAAGCGCUUCGGCUACCCACUGGACCACACGCCUCGGCCGGGCCCUGGCUCCCACGAGGUCCAGCAGGUCACGGUGCACAAGCCCCGCCCGCCAGCUUUCACCAUGGGCGUCAAGCACUCACCCCACCUGUGCCCCCUGGUCGUUGACAUUCGUGACUGAGGCCCCUCCUGGUGCACUAACCACGCACUAACCACUCCCCUCAACCCCAGAAAUUAUUUUUCUAUACA
Molecule: messenger RNA, 896 nt
Organism: Lemur catta (Ring-tailed lemur)
Lineage: Eukaryota; Metazoa; Chordata; Mammalia; Primates; Lemuridae
Gene: CIMAP1C
Product: outer dense fiber of sperm tails 3 like 1
Exons: 4
Coding region: 1-828 (275 amino acids)
Cellular component (GO): cytoskeleton
Source: RefSeq, a predicted model, not a curated record